Molecule: messenger RNA, 1194 nt
Organism: Scedosporium apiospermum
Lineage: Eukaryota; Fungi; Ascomycota; Sordariomycetes; Microascales; Microascaceae
Product: Beta-lactamase family protein
Exons: 3
Coding region: 1-1194 (397 amino acids)
Source: RefSeq, a predicted model, not a curated record
AUGUCUGACCUCGAUAAGCUUCUGGAGGAACGCGCCGCUCGCGGGUCCAACGCCAUCCACGGCUUCGUUGCUGCUGCGGUGGACAAGAAUGGCAAGGAACUGUUCUUCAAGACGGCGGGCUACAACGGGGUUGGACCCGAUGCUCCGGCCGUCAAGGCCGAUGCAACGUACUGGAUCGCUUCCUGCUCGAAGCUCCUCGGCACGAUUGCCGCUCUCCAGUGCGUUGAGAGAGGCCAAAUCACUCUCGAUGAGCCGGUGGAAAGGAUCCUGCCAGAGAUUGCCGACCUCGGCGUUCUCGUUCCGCCCAAGGAUGGCGCCGCGUUCGACCCAUCCUUCGCCACCACACCCGCGACGAAGAAAAUUACUCUUCGAAACCUCUUGUGCCACAAUUCUGGUCUUGCCUACGAUCUCUUCCAUCCUACCAUCGCGGCGUGGCGCGAGUCCCGAGGAGAAACCCCACAAGGGCUAACUGGUUUCGCUACCAAGCCCCACACGGUUCCUCUCUUGUAUGAACCCGGUGACGGAUGGACGUAUAGCGGAGGAAUCGACUGGGCCGGCUUGGCAGUCGCCAGACUGAAUAAAACUACGCUUGAAGAAUACCUUCAGGAAAAUAUCUUCAAGCCCUUGGGUAUUACUUCGACUACUUUCCGUCUGGAGAAGCGCCCUGACAUCAAGGAGCGGCUCCUCAAGACUGUAGAGAGGCAGGCCGAUGGCACGCUCAAGGAGAUCCCCAAGCCCUGGCCAGAUUAUGCCGAGGAAGACUGCUGCGGCGCUGGCAUCUACUCGACUGUGGGUGAUUAUCUCAAGGUCCUCGGCGACCUAGUCAAGGAUCAGCCGACAUUGCUGUCGAAGGAUAUCGUGGAAAAGGAGAUGUUUAGGCCGCAGUUGGCGGCUGGCUCCAACGCCAUGAAGGGCAUCGAAGCCGCCGCACCCAUGAUGGCGACCAUGACGGGAACGACCGAGACAACGGGUCUCAACUGGGGUAUCGGAGGCAUUUACACCGAGGAGGAUGUUGGCGCGUACCCGAAGGCCAGUCUCGGCUGGGGCGGCCUGCCCAACCUCGUAUGGGUGGCCAACCGGGAGCGAGGUGUCGCCGCAUUCUUUGCUACACAGGUGCUGCCCCUGGGAGACAGCCAAGCAGGCGAGCUUGCAGUGAAGGUUUUGGGUGAAGCCUUUCGCCUGGCGUCGUCGUAA